Messenger RNA from Cuscuta europaea, 1979 nucleotides. The record is from the annotation of a GenBank genome assembly. NCBI's taxonomy places the organism in Eukaryota, Viridiplantae, Streptophyta, Magnoliopsida, Solanales, Convolvulaceae.
CCCUACUCUAGGUCGCCUCCACUUCAAUUUGUUGUAUGCUAUUUUGAUUAUUUUAGAUGGGCUUCCAAGUCUUUUCCGCUUCGCCGGCCAGUAAAUGGAUUGGCUUUGUCACCGCCGUCUGGGUCCAGGCCAUCUCCGGCAACAACUACACCUUCUCCAACUACUCCGACGCCCUCAAAAAUCUCAUGGCCCUAACUCAGCUCCAGCUCAACAAUCUCUCCGUCGCAAAAGACGUCGGAAAAGCUUUCGGCCUCCUCGCCGGCAUCGCUUCCGACCGACUAUCCACUCCCGUCAUUCUCCUCAUCGGUUCCGUCGAAGGCUUCAUCGGCUACGGCGUCCAGUGGCUCGUCGUCAGCCGCCGCAUCCAGCCGCUGCCGUACUGGGUCAUGUGCAUAUUCCUCUGUAUGGGCGGGAACAGCACCACCUGGAUGAAUACCGCCAUUCUCGUCACCUGCAUCCGGAAUUUCCGGAAAAACAGGGGCCCUGUUUCCGGGAUUUUGAAAGGGUACGUCGGUUUGAGCACCGCCAUCUUCACCGAUAUCUGCUCCGCCCUGUUCGCCGACGACCCGGCGAAAUUCCUGUUCAUGCUCGCCACAAUACCGUUCGUGAUUUGCAUCGCCGCCAUAUUCCUCCUCCGCGAAAUCCCGCCGUCGGCCACCGCGGAAGAAGAGAAGGACGAAGUGAAGUACUUCGGGGUAGUCAACGUCAUCGCAAUCGUGAUCGCGGUCUACCUCCUGGCAUUCGACGUAACAGGGCCACACGGUCGCGUGUUCUCCAAAUUCUUCGCCGCCGUUCUUCUGGUUCUCCUGGCUUCGCCUCUGUCAAUUCCGAUUUACAUUAAAGUAAAAAGCUGGGUCCGACCCGAUUUAAGAAUCGCCGUCACCGACGAGGAAACGGACACCGCCUGCGAGCCUCUACUGGUCGCAGAGGAAGUUGCGCCGGUGGAGAGGAGCGGCGAUACGGUAACGCCGGAGGCAGAGGAAGAGGUGAAGGCGGAGAAGAAGUUUCCGGUGAUCGGAGAAGACCAUACGAUAUUUGAGGCGAUUAAAACGGUGGACUUCUGGAUCUUGUUCGUGUCGUUUCUGUGCGGAGUAGGGACGGGUUUAGCGGUGAUGAAUAAUAUGGGGCAGGUGGGGUUGGCUCUGGGCUACGCCGACGUCUCCAUCUUCGUGUCGCUGACCAGCAUUUGGGGAUUUUUCGGGCGGAUCCUCUCCGGUUCCGUCUCCGAAUACUUCAUCAAAAAAGGUGGGACACCCAGGCCAGUAUGGAAUGCAGCUUCUCAGAUUCUAAUGGCAGUAGGGUACAUAACAUUGGCCAUGGCACUGCCCGGCUCUCUCUACAUUGGAUCCAUAGUUGUCGGAAUCUGCUACGGUGUCCGUCUCGCCAUCACCGUCCCGACCGCCUCUGAGCUCUUCGGUCUGAAAUACUACGGCCUCAUCUACAAUGUUCUCAUUCUCAACCUCCCGCUCGGAUCUUUCCUCUUCUCCGGUUUGCUUGCUGGCUUAUUGUACGAUGCUGAGGCUACCCAGACGGAAGGUGGCGGCAACACGUGUAUAGGCACACAUUGCUACAGGAUGGUGUUUAUAGUGAUGACCGUUGCGUGUAUAGUUGGUUUUGGACUCGAUGUCCUGCUUUCUCUUCGGACCAGACGCUUGUAUUCACGGAUAUAUACCACCAGGAGAACUAAGAAGACGAUUGCCGCUACAUUGUCUUAAGUAGUUCUUUUUCCCUCUGUGAGAAGCUUGGAUUAUUGGAUAUUUAAUUCUUUUUUGAAGGCAUUAGUGCUAGUAUAGUAAAAUAAGUUGGGCUUAGUUGAUAAGCCGGAGAUGACGCUUAUGAACAAGCUCAUCUCAUUCAUGUAUUAUUUUCAGUUCAUUUAUGUCAUCCUCUUUUGCAGAGUAAACAAAAUUUCAGGUAAACUUAUUUCAGUUUGUCCUGAACGACUUGUUUCAGUUCCCAAAUCAGAUCUAAACUUAUCA